Messenger RNA from Gongylonema pulchrum, 228 nucleotides. The record is from the annotation of a GenBank genome assembly. Lineage: Eukaryota; Metazoa; Nematoda; Chromadorea; Rhabditida; Gongylonematidae.
AUGGUACGAAAAAAAGUCACCUAUCGCAAUGAAGUUUAUGCUACAGAAAUGGAGUUUCCGGUGGAGCGACAAGAUUUAAUGGUUGUCACGCUUACCUCAGAAGAUAAAGCCUUGAAUCUUGGCGUUCACUGGGGUACGGGACAUCGUCGUCUUGAUGCUGAAGUUUACGCACCCUAUUGGUUUGUCAACAAUACAGGACGAGUAAUGAAAUAUGUGGUAAGAAAAUAA